Messenger RNA from Mercurialis annua (annual mercury), 1066 nucleotides. Its product is annotated as mediator of RNA polymerase II transcription subunit 6. The transcript has 5 exons. Gene Ontology annotation, molecular function: transcription coactivator activity. Lineage: Eukaryota; Viridiplantae; Streptophyta; Magnoliopsida; Malpighiales; Euphorbiaceae. Bases 138 to 893 code for a protein of 251 amino acids. Gene Ontology annotation, biological process: regulation of transcription by RNA polymerase II. The record is from RefSeq and is a predicted model, not a curated record. Gene Ontology annotation, cellular component: mediator complex; core mediator complex.
GGAUUCUUGUUUCCACUGUUAUGGCUAAAUCUUUAAUUUAAAAUCUUUUAAAAAAAUUGACUCGUUUUGAUUUUCAAAUAGAUUCUCGCAAAACGCUACCGUUCGGGUGACUCACUGACUCAAACCCUAACCAAGAAAUGGCGACACUACCGGCGGGAGCAAACUUCGACGGAAAUCCUCCAGCGCCGGCACCGCCGCAGCAACCUGGGACGGAUAUGACGGGAAUAUGCUUUCGAGACCAGCUAUGGAUGAACACAUACCCACUUGAUCGAAACCUAGUAUUCGAUUACUUCGCACUGUCCCCUUUCUAUGAUCGGACUUGUAAUAAUGAGCUGCUCCGAUUGCAAUCUAUUCACCCCCUCGAUCUCUCUCAUCUCUCGAAAAUGAUAGGCAUAGAAUACAUGCUGAAUGAAGUAAUUGAGCCGAAUUUGUUUGUUUUUCGUAAGCAGAAGAGGGAUAGUCCGGAGAAAGUUACACCAAUGCUCACUUACUAUGUUUUGGAUGGUUCAAUUUACCAAGCGCCGCAGCUUUGUAAUGUCUUUGCAGCCCGAAUUGGACGGGCUCUGUAUCAUAUAUCGAAGGCUUUUACUACUGCUGCCUCAAAGCUGGAAAAGAUUGGAUAUGUUGAUGAAGAUGAAGCUGUACCUUCUGAAUCAAAAGUUUCUAAAGAGGUGAUCGAUUUCAAGGAAGUUAAGCGAUUUGAUCAUAUUCUUGCUGCCAUACAUCGCAAGUUACCGGCAGCGCCUCCACCACCUCCAUUUCCAGAAGGCUAUGUACCGCCUGCAACUGCAGAAGCAGAUAAAGGUUCUGAAACUCAACAAGGGGGAGAGUCACAACCUGCUUCUGUUGAUCCAAUCAUCGAUCAAGGUCCUGCAAAAAGAAUUAAGUUUUGAAGUUCGAAGACCAUAGGAGCAUAACUUUAUUGCUGUAAUUGAUACUAAUACGCCAAAACCAUCACUUUAUUGUAUGGCACAAACUAACGUACUAAAUUUGUAACCUCUAGUAUUUAAGAAUUUGAGUAUAACUAUUUUAUUUACUUUUAAUAAGUCUAUAUUAUAUUUAUAUA